AUGCCAAGAACCCAAAUUUGGGGUCGUCCUCCUCAACAAAAGCUAUGUUUCCUGAGCCUGCAUUACGAGCUUUCUUGUGUUCACCUGGUCGAUGCGCGCCUGCCGGCCACUGCCCUUCCUUCCCUCCACUGGGUCGGAAGCAGUCAGCAGCAAUGUGGUUGCCUUCUUCCCCCUCCUCCUCUUUCCCUUCUUGAAACCCCCUUGCGAGUAAAGGGCCGUCUCAUCAGAUGGGGCCUUUUUCUCGAGUCGGGUUUGGAUGGAUCUUCAAUCAUACUCCUAUGUAAUAUGUUAAAGUGUUCCAUGAGGGGUAAGUUUCUGCAAGCUAAGUGA
Molecule: messenger RNA, 330 nt
Organism: Heterobasidion irregulare TC 32-1
Lineage: Eukaryota; Fungi; Basidiomycota; Agaricomycetes; Russulales; Bondarzewiaceae
Exons: 2
Coding region: 1-330 (109 amino acids)
Source: RefSeq, a predicted model, not a curated record